Messenger RNA from Pangasianodon hypophthalmus (striped catfish), 5182 nucleotides. RefSeq names its product titin-like. Gene Ontology annotation, molecular function: transmembrane signaling receptor activity. The coding region runs from base 1 to 4095 and encodes 1364 amino acids. The record is from RefSeq and is a predicted model, not a curated record. Lineage: Eukaryota; Metazoa; Chordata; Actinopteri; Siluriformes; Pangasiidae. The transcript has 22 exons. Gene Ontology annotation, biological process: cell surface receptor signaling pathway.
AUGACGCCCGAGGCGCAGGAUCCACUGUCAGCUUGGGCCGGGGUCCUUAGCGUCUCAAAAAUGAGUGGCGUCUGGCCGAGCAGGAGCGCUGCGGAGGGAGUGCUAAAGGCAACACUCAGAGUGCAGUCUGGUUGGACAGAAGCAUUCAGAGGAGAGUCUGUCACCCUUAAUUGUGAAAUAGAGGGAGGAGAAGGCAAGUGGACUUUUAUCUGGUACAAGAAUGAAACUGAAGAUUCUACUAUAAAGGAAAGUAAAUACACCUUUGAGGUGAAAGAUGGAGAUACAUUUGCCUGCAUGGGAAACCGGACUGACGGUGACCCACAGAGGACAGAAAAGAGUAAUGCUGUUACACUGUCUGUGUCAGUAUCAACAGAAAAACCCAAACCGACUGUGAGUGUGAAUCCUCAGAGCUCCGUCUACACUGGAGACAGAGUUACUCUGAGCUGUAAUCUGCAGUCUACUGGAUGGAAGUUUUUCUGGUACAAAAAUGAUCAGAAAUCAAAUCCAUUGUCCCCUCGGGCCCCCAACACCAACACACUCAGUGUGACAGUCUCUAAUGAAGAACAAAUAAAUUACUACUGUAAAGCACGCAGGGGAAACUACGACUCAGAGUUCAGUUAUCCAGCCACGAUUACAGUGAGAGCGAGACCAAAGCCUGCAGUGAAAGUACAGGCAGCUGAGCCUGUGUUCAUUGGGGAAACCGUCACUUUCUCAUGUGAGAUACAGACUAGAGGAUCCUGGCAGUAUCACUGGUAUAGAGAUAAUAAAGAAGUCAAAGAUACUGCAGGAAAUAAUCAAUACACAAUCUCUGAUGUUAAAGCAUCUGAUAAAGGUGAUUACACAUGUAAAGGAACAAACUCAUCAGACCCAGAAUACACACAGCCCAGUGAUGCUGUUACACUGACUGUAUCAGAAAAACCUAAACCUAAACUCACAUCAGUCCUUAAAGGAGCUGCGCUGACAGGAAACUCAGUGACUCUGUCCUGUACACUGAAGCUGCAGUCUGCUGGAUGGAAGUUUUACUGGAACAAAGACACACAGAGCACUGAGACUGAGACUGAAACACACUCCUACAACAUCAGCUCAGUUAGAGUCUCUGAUGGAGGUCAGUACAAGUGCAGAGCUGGAAGAGGAAACCCAGUCUACUACACACACUACAGUGAUGCACUCUGGGUAAAUGUUAUUGAGAGUCCUAAACCUGUGGUGACUAUAAAGCCUGAUACACAGGUGUUCAGAGGAGAGAGAGUGACUUUCAGGUGUGACAUACAGAGAGGAGGAGGCACUGAGUGGACAUACGACUGGUAUAGGAACGAUUACACAUUCUACCCAUCCCACACAACACAGGAGUUCAUCAUCAUCUCUGUUGAAAAUUAUCACGGUGGUAAAUACACCUGCAGAGGGAGGAGAAGUGACUCUCAGAUCUCAAAGACGAGUGAUCCUGUUCCACUCUCUGUAUCAGAAAAACCUAAACCUAAACUCACAUCAGACCUUAAAGGAGCUGCACUGACAGGAAACUCAGUGACUCUGUCCUGUACACUGAAGCUGCAGUCUGCUGGAUGGAAGUUUUACUGGAUCAAAGACACACAGAGCACUGAGACUGAAACUGCAACACCCUCCUACACCAUCAGCUCAGUUAGAGUCUCUGAUGGAGGUCAGUACUGGUGCAGAGCUGGAAAAGGAAACCCAGUCCACUACACCCACUACAGUGAUGACCUCUGGGUAAACGUUAUUGCGAAUCCUAAACCUGUGGUGAUUAUAAAGCCUGAUACACUGGUGUUCAGAGGAGAGACUGUGACUUUCAGGUGUGACAUACAGAGAGGAGGAGGCACUGAGUGGACAUACAGCUGGAAUAAGAAUGCUCGCACACUCUACUCAGACAGAACAACACAGCAGUUCAGCAUCAGCUCUGUUGAAAAUUAUCACGGUGGUAAAUACACCUGCAGAGGGAGGAGAAGUGACUCUCAGAUCUCAAAGACGAGUGAUCCUGUUACACUCUCUGUAUCAGAAAAACCUAAACCUAAACUCACAUCAGACCUUAAAGGAGCUGCACUGACAGGAAACUCAGUGACUCUGUCCUGUACACUGAAGCUGCAGUCUGCUGGAUGGAAGUUUUACUGGACCAAAGACACACAGAGCACUGAGACUGAAACUGCAACACCCUCCUACACCAUCAGCUCAGUUAGAGUCUCUGAUGGAGGUCAGUACAAGUGCAGAGCUGGAAAAGGAAACCCAGUACACUACACACACUACAGUGAUGCACUCUGGGUAAACGUUAUUGCGAAUCCUAAACCUGUGGUGAUUAUAAAGCCUGAUACACAGGUGUUCAGAGGAGAGACUGUGACUUUCAGGUGUGACAUACAGAGAGGAGGAGGCACUGAGUGGACAUACAGCUGGAAUAAGAAUGAUUACACACUCUACCCAUACAGAACAACACAGCAGUUCAGCAUCAGCUCAGUUACAGACUCUGACGGUGGUAAAUACACCUGCAGAGGGAGGAGAAGUGACUCUCAGAUCUCAGAGACGAGUGAUCCUGUUCCACUCUCUGUAUCAGAAAAACCUAAACCUGAACUCACAUCAGACCUUAAAGGAGCUGCACUGACAGGAAACUCAGUGACUCUGUCCUGUACACUGAAGCUGCAGUCUGCUGGAUGGAAGUAUUACUGGAUCAAACCCACACAGAGCACUGAGACUGAGACUGCAACACACUCCUACACCAUCAGAUCAGUUAGAGUCUCUGAUGGAGGUCAGUACAAGUGCAGAGCUGGAAAAGGAAACCCAGUCUACUACACACACUACAGUGAUGCACUCUGGGUAAAUGUUAUUGAGAAUCCUAAACCUGUGGUGUCUAUAAAGCCUGAUACACAGGUGUUCAGAGGAGAGAAUGUGACUUUCAGGUGUGACAUACAGAGAGGAGGAGACACUGAGUGGACAUACGACUGGUAUAGGGACAAUUCCACAUUCUACCCAUCCCACACAACACAGGAGUUCAGCAUCUCUGUUAGAAAUGAUCACGUUGGUAAAUACACCUGCAGAGGGAGGAGAAGUGACUCUCAGAUCUCAAAGACGUGUGAUCCUGUUACACUCUCUGUAUCAGGUGGAUCUCCUCCAGUGUCUCUGAUCAUCAGUCCCAGCAGAACUCAACACUUUACUGCUGACUCUCUCUCACUGAGCUGUGAGGACCAGAGUGACUCUACUGGAUGGACAGUGAGAGGAUACACACAUAGUGAGAGAUUGUUCGAUUGUUCAUCAGUUUCAGGAUCUACAUGUAACAUCAGCUCCCUCUCUACAUCACACACUGGAGUUUACUGGUGUCAGUCUGAAUCUGGAGGACGCAGUAAUUCUGUUAUCAUCACAGUGCAUAGUGGUGAUUUGAUCCUGGAGAGUCCUGUCCAUCCUGUAACUGAGGGAAAUCCACUGACUUUACGCUGUUUAAAUCGCUCAAAGAUCUCAGACUCUGGUGCUGAUUUCUAUAAAAAUGAUUCCAUCCUCCAGUCCCAGACUAAAGGAGAGAUGACCAUCAGUAGUGUAUCAGAGUCAGAUGAAGGUUUCUACCACUGUAAACACCCAGAGAGAGGAGAGUCACCGAAAAGCUGGGUUUCAGUCAGAGUUUCAGCUUCUGGAUCCACUGGUGUAAUUAUAGGACUGAGUUCGGCCUUCGUGUUUGUCAUCUUAUUGAUCUUACUGAUUCUGCUGUUGCACCACAAGAAGAAAAGAGGUGUAGAAUAUCAGACUCCUUCUGCUGUAAAUCAGGACACCAAUCAGCCUGCAGAUGGUGAUAACAUCUACGAAAAUACUAAUAUCAGAACCACAGAUGAUUCUGCAGCUGAAGCCAGCAAUAUGCUCUACUCAGAGGUUGUCACUAGGAAGAAGAAACAAAAGGAUGAUUCUGCAGCUGAAGCCAGCAAUAUGCUCUACUCAGAGGUUGUCACUAGGAAGAAGAAACAAAAGGAUGCUGCCACUGGACCAAGUGAUGUGACUUAUGCUGACAUUGAACUGAAAAACCAAAAGAAACCAAAGAGAAAACAAGGAAAGAGCAGUGAGGCAGCUGACACUGUUUACUCAGAACUGAAGCAGAACACAGAUAAAGGUCCAUGAAGAAAGUCUAAAGUCUCCAAUCAAGAAUUGCUGAAACGGCCAAAGAACAUGGUAAAUAUAUAUUUUAGGGAGGACACUGUAGUUUCUGGAAAGCUUGUUUUUUGCUUAAUUCAAAUCUAAGCAUUGUACAAACUCCUGAUAGGGAUGUUAAAGGAACAGGAAGCUGAAUGUAUUUAAAAUUAUACCUUCUAUCUUUCACAAUGGGCUGGAAUUGGCUUUAUCCAGGUUAAAUUUAGUUGCCAGUUUUCAUUCACUGCAUCAGUAUAACUAAGCUGGCAGUGUUGAUUACUAAGUGUUCACUCGUAUAUUUUAAUACUGAUCUCAAUUACAAAAAAAAAACAAGUAUAUUAUUGUUUCACAUUUAACAUUCUGCAUUUAAUUUGUUGUACAUUAUUUUAUUCAAGUAUUUUGUGUUGUACAUUAUUUUAUUCAUGUAUUUUGUGUUUAUUUACUCAUUUAUGCUAUUUACCUAUUAAUGUAGUGUAAAAGGGAAAAUAAAAAUCCAGCAUUGGAUUUUAGAGUUUAGGAAUAAUCAGAUAUUUUGUCUUCACUGCUUUAAACAGUCAGUAAUGCUGUAUUGUUCUUGAGGGAGCAGCUCAUGGACUUUUGGCACAUAGACUGAUAUUGUGCCUUUUUUUUUAAUCUUUUAAAAUCUUUUCGAGUUUAGUGCCUAUAUAAUAUGUACAUUUCUAUUUUUUAUAAUUAUAUAUUUUUUCAGUAUACAAAUACAAGUAUCAGUAAAGUAAUAAAUUUCAUCAUUUUGAGUUAGAUAAUGUACUUUCUUUGGUUUUCCUCUGGUUUAUUGCCUUCCAUAUCCACCAGAAUGUUACAGGAGCAAAAGAAAUAUAAGGCUGUAUACAUGCUGUGUGAAGAGCUUUGAAUAAUAAUUAUCCUCAGCAAUAUCUUAUUAUGGUAUAUUUAUGCUUGAAUUUUGUACAUAUCAUUAUAUUGUUCCUUUCAUUAUAUUCUCAUGUAUUUUUAUAAGUAUUAUAUUCCAAAUUAUAUAAUUAAUUUAAGCAGUACAUAAAAAUGAAUUUAAAGUUUGUAUUUUUUUAAGCAUGAUGCCUGAAAUUAGCAUGAAUAAACA